This is a messenger RNA of Heterocephalus glaber (naked mole-rat), 637 nucleotides long. Lineage: Eukaryota; Metazoa; Chordata; Mammalia; Rodentia; Bathyergidae. The record is from RefSeq and is a predicted model, not a curated record.
AUCUGUCCCUGCCCCGGAAGUAGUUGUUUACUGGGCCCUAUGCCAGUCACGGAGAUUCCAGGGGUACGGUAGCCAUGUUCCUUUCCGCUGUCUCCUUUGCCAAGAGCAAGUCAAAAACCCUUCUGGUGAGAAUGGUGAGCCAGGCCGGGACAGGUAUUACCUUCAAUGCCAGGAGAGGCCGACUCCGGGAGAAAUUGACCCUUUUGCAUUAUGAUCCAGUUGCAACAUGGAUGGAACUGGAAAAUGUUAUGUUGACUGAAACAAACCAGACACAGGAAGACAAAUACCAGAUGUUCUCAUGCAUGGAAAGCAGUAAGUCAACUUGUGCAAGUACUAAAUGAAAUACAGACACUAGUGACAGGGAAUGUAAAACAGAAAGAAAUUAAAAGGAACUAAAGUAUUGCAAUGCGAGGGCACUGACCUCAUUGAAAUCCACGGAGGGGUUCAUAGCUGAAUGGCUAUUAGGGGGUGAGGCUCAGUUGGAGGAAGUGGGUCCUGGAGUUGUGCCUUUAAAGGCUAUGUGUUGUCCCCAGCCCUCCCUCUUGGGCUCUUUCCUGUUCUCUCUGGGACCUGGUGUCGUAAGGUGAGCAGCUUUGCUCUGCCACACCUUUCUGCCCUGAUGUUUCUGCCUCACCAC